Molecule: messenger RNA, 3521 nt
Organism: Drosophila teissieri
Lineage: Eukaryota; Metazoa; Arthropoda; Insecta; Diptera; Drosophilidae
Product: G-protein coupled receptor Mth2
Exons: 6
Coding region: 1204-2931 (575 amino acids)
Biological process (GO): cell surface receptor signaling pathway; G protein-coupled receptor signaling pathway
Cellular component (GO): membrane
Molecular function (GO): G protein-coupled receptor activity
Source: RefSeq, a predicted model, not a curated record
AAAACGAUAAGUGUUUUAGAUCUAUUGUGCUGUUAUUCAUUAUUGCUGAUUUGUCGUGUAUAUUUUCAGUUUAUUGUAAAAGCUCUUCUUUUCAUGGUCCAAGGUCAACUGCGAUUCAUUAAUUACGGUCGCACGCUUUAUCAGCACAUAAGCUCAGCUUAGUCCCCCAGCAAAGAACUAAACAUUAUCACCUUACCAAGAGUACGGUACGUUCUGCUAUCAAGCAGGCGAUCGGCGAGAAAUUGUCCAGAUCAAAACAAAGAACAAAUCUCUUUUACUCUUGCUGAAGGCGGGAGAACUCACACAGUAGAUUACGCUGGCGCCCUGCUAAUUAAUUUACACAAUCGAGCCUCUGUUGGCACUCGAUCAAAUUUCGCAUUGUUCGACGAUUCGGCACUUUGUUUUGCCUGCCUUUCAAUAAGCGAAGCGGUCGGCAAGGCACUCGGCUAACAGACCUUUAACAUGGCUCUGGUAUAUGCCUGCUAAAUAUCUGAUAGCUCCUCAGUUCGCUUCAAAACGUCGCUGGUCGUGGGUGCGCUGCUCCGUCGGAACUGCAACUGGGAAAACUCCAUCGAAUAACCUGCUAAUGAUAGCAUAUCGGACCGCGAAUUAAGAAUGCCAAUGUUAAUUAAUUCGUCAGCUAGCGUGUGAUUUCGCCGGUACCUGGAAACCCGAACAAUCGUAACCGGUUCGCUGCCCGAUCGCGCACUCACACCCACCUUCCAGGGAAUUCCCCAUAGCGAGUGUGUUUCGAAAAAUAUUGAGAAAGAGACGCGUUUUAUACUUAUUAUGGAUAUGAGGAUCUGUUGAUUUCUUGAGAAACUUUUAUGUGGUUACCCGCCUUGAGCCACAGUCUCUUCCCAGUUCCAAUUUGCAUAAGUAAACCGGCUAAAAAAAAAACACACACAACUCGUAACGCAGGUCGAACCUAAAACCGAAACCAUGUUUCGUUAAAGCCUUUUCGCAAGGCGACAAAAAACCCGUAAACCCCAAACGACUCUCACAGAGGUCCGACUGUUUUUGUUUACCCAUCAAUACCCGGCCAGUGUUUUCAGGUACUGAUACUGACGUUCGUAAAGUUCCCCACUGAUCUAAAACUGGAAAGAGCGCGAACUGGCACAACAACAACAGGAAGAACUCUGUAGCUCAGCAAACCACUUUAAGUUGCCCACACCAUUCAUCACCUGAACUGGAACCGCCAUUAUGCCGAAGAAAAUCCAGCAGCCAGGCGGAUCCCUCUAUUGCGGAGUUACAUUGCUGGGCAUCUUGUGCUUAGUCGUGUUCCGUCUGAUUCCGGGGAUUCCCUUCGGCACCUACGUGAUGGCCGAGAAAGACCACUACCACACCAUAGACGAUCCAAAUGUGCCCUGUAACUUCUACGAUACGGUCAAUCUGACGGGUCAUAAGGUCUUUUCGAACGGAAGCUAUGAUUACUACGGCACAAUAGUUCCUGCCGAAUUGGUCGGAACAUACGACUACAUACACAGUUCGCUAACGGAGCGUAUAGAGGUUCGGGAGCACGUGAGGGGAUGCGUCUGCAAGUUCAAGUCCUGCCUGAAUAUCUGCUGCCCGUGGCGACAGGUCUUUAACUCUGAAGUAGACGGAUGCAUAAUUGACCACUCGGACAACCGAACGUGGCCAGAUCCGCCCAUGCUCAAUAUAACCUUCCGCAACGAUUCCACGAUAUUGGUCAACAUGUUUGCGCAGUUUGCAAUCCAAAGCUUUCGACCCUGCCCCAAGAUGUUUUCCCUGCAGCCAGAGACCAGCAAUUGGGAUGAUUACCUACUUUUUGAGAACGGAUCCAUGCUCCGUGUGGACGACCAACAGCUAAUCAGGAAGAACGAGUUCUGCAUGGUUCCGACAUACGUCAACGAAUCGGACAUGUUCUACACCAUUCAUCCGGCCAACUGUGACAUGCAGGACGAUAAUAGCACGGUGAAGAUUAUCAAUGCCUAUGCCAUGAUGUUCUCCAUUCCCUUCAUGAUGCUGACCAUAGCCGUUUACCUACUGAUUCCCGAGCUUCGCAACCAGCACGGCAAGAGCUUGGUCUGCUAUUUAGUGGGUCUCACCGUGGGGUACACCUCGCUGUGCUACGUGCAACUCUAUCAGGUUGAUGCCACAGGUGACGCAUGCAAAGUGUUUGGAUACACAGCCUAUUUCUUCUUCAUGGGAGCCUACAUGUGGCUAAGUGUCAUCAGCUUCGACUUGUGGCACAAUUUCCGAGGGACGAGAGGCAUUAACCGAUUCCAGGAGAAGAAACGCUUUCUUUUCUAUUCGCUGUACUCCUGGGGUAUUGCGGUAGUUUUCCUGGCCUUCACCUAUAGCGCCCAGGAAUUAACCAACUUGCCAGCAAACCUUAAGCCAGGUAUUGGGGAUGGCGUAUACUGCUGGCUGGAUAUGAGCAACUGGGCAGCCAUGAUCUACUUCUACGGUCCCAUCCUGGUGAUCGUUGUCGCCAACACCAUCAUGUUCAUCAUGACGGCGAUCAAGAUUCACGGCGUGCAGCGCGAGAUGGCCCGGAUAAUUGCGAGUGAGAACAGCACCAAGAACCUACGGACCGAGAAGGACAAGUUCGGCUUGUUCCUGCGCCUCUUCCUCAUUAUGGGCAUCACCUGGCUCACGGAACUCAUCUCCUACUUCGUGGGCAACGACAAGGGGUGGUCUAAGCUCUUCUAUAUCUCGGAUCUGGCCAAUGCGAUGCAGGGUUUUCUCAUCUUUAUGUUGUUUGUGAUGAAGAAGAAGGUCAAGCACUUGAUAACUAACAGAUGCUCGAGUGUUCGCGAUGGCAGCAACCAACGUCAGAGCCAGUACUCCACCAAGACCACGUCGAGCAGUGUGGCCAAUCUGUCGCUGCACGACAAGCCAUCGGUGGAGAAACCGCUAGUAAUCAGCUCGAGCGUGGAUCCGCAGAAAACCACCAUCUUCCGCUGAACACAGCACACCCAGUUGCCAUAGGCCGAGCAUUGAAUACACUGGAAAGUAAGCAGAUCAGGAAGGACUAAUCGCACCAAUAUUCAUCUUGAUCGUCCUCGGAUUAUUGCGAACACUUCGUUCCUUUCUGUAGAUAAAGAUCACUUAUUCAUUUUUUAGGACCACCUAUUCCUAUCAUGAGAUUAUUCUGUAAUCACCAUUUAAAGUCGAUAUCUACUUUAUGAAAGACACUACUAUAAGAGAAAGUCCCCAUCCCCCAGAACUACCACGAAAGCCCUUACCCACCCCAUUCUCUUUCUUUUUUAAAUGCCAUGUGACCACGAACAACCUGAUUAGUUGUAUAAGAAAGUUAUGCAGAGCCAUGUUUAGUAUUUAUGCAAUCAAAAUUAUAAGAUUCUCCAUACACCUGCAGAGAAAUCAAAUUUGUAAUUCACCAUUAGCCUAAGUACAAGGUAAACACCCAGCAUAUAUACAUACAUACGUAACAUAUAGAUGUGCCUUGCUAAAAAUGAGAUAUGUAAUAAUUGAUAACUGUAUACCUCUCUUUGCACAUGCGUACCAUUCUCCAUAUCUGCAUUACCUUUACUAAU